This is a messenger RNA of Salvelinus sp. IW2-2015, 591 nucleotides long. Lineage: Eukaryota; Metazoa; Chordata; Actinopteri; Salmoniformes; Salmonidae. The record is from RefSeq and is a predicted model, not a curated record.
AUGACGUUCGGCCAAGGAGAGCUGGAGAUUCUCUAUGACGGUACAGAGCAGCGGACACGUUUUCGCCAGGCACUCCCUGUGGGCACCACAUGGGGUCCUUUCGAGGGGAAGAUCGAAAUGACCACAGCAGGAAGUGACAUGGAGACGUGGUACUGGCCCGGAGCUCCGGAGGCAGCAGAGGUGGUUCUGACUGGAACCCACUGCAUCGGUACAGAGAUGUCCAUACAGCAGUGUCGUAGGAACACACAGGUCUACUGCCCCAGGGGAGGAGAGGGCAAGGCAGCUGGGGUCACCUGUGUUGAGACGGCCCCUGACCUGGUAUUAGAUGCCCAGUUGGUCCAGGAGACAGCCUACCUGGAGGACCGCCCCUUGCACCUCCUGACCUGUGCCAAUGAGGAGAACUGUCUAUCGUCCUCUGCUGCCCGGAUGAGCUGGCCUUACGGACACAGACGCCUGCUACGAUUCUCCUCACGCAUCAUGAACAUGGGCCGGGCCGACUUCAGACCUAGAGCGACCAGGGAGUCCUGGACCUGGCACCAGUGUCACAGGUUGAAGUUGACCUUCAUCCAGCCCUCCUCAAGAUACGAGUGA